This is a messenger RNA of Nycticebus coucang (slow loris), 10554 nucleotides long. RefSeq names its product microtubule associated protein 1A (gene MAP1A). The transcript has 7 exons. Gene Ontology annotation, cellular component: microtubule; microtubule associated complex; cytosol. The record is from RefSeq and is a predicted model, not a curated record. The coding region runs from base 35 to 9163 and encodes 3042 amino acids. NCBI's taxonomy places the organism in Eukaryota, Metazoa, Chordata, Mammalia, Primates, Lorisidae. Gene Ontology annotation, biological process: regulation of microtubule depolymerization; axonogenesis; microtubule cytoskeleton organization. Gene Ontology annotation, molecular function: microtubule binding; actin binding.
GGACGCUGCCUGCCUAGCACUUCGCCGAGUUUCCAUGGAGACCGAGGCUGAGCCCGCGCUGCCUCCCAGCGUUGUCAUGGAGACAACUCCCGGGCUUGGGCUCCCAAGGCCCGCUGGCGCUCAGUUGCCUCAGAACCCUGCGGAGCCGCUGUGCGAGGCCGGAGCCGCGGUGGCGGCUGCACGCUGGGACCUGAGGAAACACUCUUUGCUCAUCGUGAUCGGUGACAUCGGUACAGAGAGUCAGCUGAGGGCCGUGCGGGCCCACCUUGAACAAGGGAUUCUCUCCUGGAAUAUUGACUUAUCAUCCUUCGACUUGAACCAACAGUUGAAACUCUUCAUUACCCGGCACCUAGCUCACUUCUCCUCAGAAGUCAAAGGCCAAAGGACCCUCUGCCACCAGAGUGAGAUUCUAGAGACCAUCAUCCUGGUAAACCCCAGCGCAGACAGCAUCAGCUCUGAGGUUCACCAUCUUCUUAGCAGUCCAUCAGCUCACAAACUACUAAUCUUAAGUGGGCAAAGUUUAGAGCCUGGGGGAGACCUCAUCCUACAGAGUGGCACAUACUCCUACCAAAACUUUGCCCAAGUCCUUCACCAACCAGAGAUUGCCCAGUUGCUCAGCAAUAGAGACCCUGGCAUCCAGGCCUUCCUCACCGUGUCUUGCUUAGGAGAGGGUGAUUGGAGCCAUCUGGGACUAUCCAGUUCCCAAGAGACCCUGCACCUCCGGCUAAACCCUGAGCCCAUGCUGCCAACCAUGGAUGGUGUGGCUGAGUUCUCCGAGUACGUCUCUGAAACUGUGGAUGUGCCAUCCCCCUUUGACCUGCUAGAGCCCCCCACCUCAGGAGGCUUCCUCAAGCUCUCUAAGCCUUGCUGCUACAUUUUCCCUGGUGGUCGUGGGGACUCUGCCCUCUUUGCUGUCAACGGUUUCAACAUCCUGGUAGAUGGUGGCUCUGAUCGCAAGUCCUGCUUUUGGAAGCUAGUGCGGCAUCUGGACCGCAUUGACUCUGUGCUACUCACCCACAUUGGGGCAGACAACCUGCCAGGCAUCAACGGACUCCUGCAGCGCAAAGUGGCAGAGCUAGAGGAGGAGCAAUCCCAAGGCUCUAGCAGCUACAGUGACUGGGUGAAGAACCUCAUCUCCCCUGAACUUGGAGUUGUCUUUUUUAAUGUGCCUGAUAAGCUGCGGCUGCCUGAUGCCUCCCGGAAGGCCAAGCGCAGCAUUGAGGAGGCUUGUCUCACUCUGCAGCACCUGAGCCGCCUGGGCAUCCAGGCUGAGCCUCUGUACCGUGUGGUCAGCAACACCAUUGAGCCUCUGACCCUGUUCCACAAAAUGGGUGUGGGCCGGCUGGACAUGUAUGUUCUCAACCCUGUGAAGGACAGCAAGGAGAUGCAGUUCCUCAUGCAAAAGUGGGCAGGCAACAGUAAAGCUAAGACAGGCAUUGUGCUGGCCAAUGGGAAGGAAGCUGAGAUCUCAGUGCCCUACCUCACGUCUAUCACUGCUCUGGUGGUAUGGCUACCAGCCAACCCCACUGAGAAGAUUGUGCGUGUACUUUUUCCAGGAAAUGCUCCCCAGAACAAGAUCUUAGAGGGCCUGGAAAAGCUUCGACACCUGGACUUCCUGCGUUACCCUGUGGUCACUCAGAAGGACCUGGCUGCUGGGGCUGUGCCCACCAACCUAAAACCCAGCAAAAUAAAACAGCGAGCUGACAGCAAGGAGAGCCUCAAAGCUACUACCAAGACACCCGUGAGCAAGCUAGCCAAACGGGAGGAGGUGGCAGAGGAAGGAGCCAAGGAGGCUCGCUCAGAGCUGGCCAAGGAGUUAGCUAAGACAGAGAAGAAGGUAAAAGAGUCAUCUGAGAAGCCCCCAGAGAAGCCUGCCAAACCUGAGAGGGUUCGGACAGAGUCAAGUGAGGCCCUGAAGGCAGAGAAGCGAAAGCUGAUCAAGGAUAAAGUGGGGAAGAAGCACCUUAAAGAGAAGAUAUCAAAGCUGGAGGAGAAAAAAGACAAGGAGAAAAAAGAGAUCAAGAAGGAGAGGAAGGAGUUCAAGAAGGAUGAAGGAAGGAAGGAGGAGAAGAGGGAUCCCAAGAGGGAAGAUAAGAGGAAAGAUACUAAACCUGAGGUCAAGAAGAUUUCCAAGCCAGACCUGAAGCCCUUUACCCCUGAGGUACGUAAGACCCUCUACAAAGCCAAGGGCCCUGGAAGAGUCAAGAUAGACAAGAGCCGAACUGCCCGUGGGGAGAAGGAGCUGUCUUCUGAGCCCCGGACACCCCCAACCCAGAAAGGGACUGUAUCAUUCCCAACAGUCAGUGGGUCCCGAGAGCUGGCACUAUCCUCACCAGAGGACCUCACGCAGGACUUUGAGGAGAUGAAGCGUGAGGAGAGGAGUUUGCUGGUUGAACAAAGGGACAUAGGACUUGUAGAGAAAUCACUCUCUGUAGACACUGCAGAGGUGGUACCCCCAAGCACAGCUAUCCAGGGAAUAUCACCCUUUGUCCCAGAGCCAGGACAAGAACAGCAUGUGAUGAAGGAGAAAGAGGCUGUUCCAGACAUCCCUAAGGAACAAGGUAGUAAGGACAGAAGCCCAGACUUUGGAGCUGAAACAGAGGAAAAGAAAGAUACCUGGGAGGAAAAGAAGCAGAGAGAAGCAGAGAGGCUCCCAGAUAGAACAGAAGCCAGAGAGGAAAGUGAACUUGAGGUAAAGGAGGAUGUGAUAGAAAAGGCUGAGUUAGAAGAAAUGGAGGAGGUGCACCCUUCAGAUGAGGAAGAAGAGGAAGAGACAAAGGCUGAGAGUUUUUACCAAAAACAUAUACAGGAAGCCUUAAAGGUAACUCCAAGGGGCAGGGAGGCUCUUGGGAGCCGGGAACUGGGACUCCAGGGCAAGGUCCCUGAGAAAGAGACCUCGUCAUUCCUAAGCAGCCUGGCCACACCUGCAGGAGCCACUGAGCAUGUCUCUUAUAUCCAGGAUGAGACAAUCCCUGGCUACUCAGAGACUGAGCAGACCAUCUCAGAUGAAGAGAUCCAUGAUGAACCUGAGGAGCGUCCAGCUCCACCUAGAUUCCUUACAAGUACAUAUGAUCUCCCUGGACCUGAAGGUCCUGGCCCCUUUGAAGCCAACCAGCCUGCAGAUAGUGCUGUUCCUACCACCUCCAGCAAAAGCUAUGGAGCACCAGAGACUGAACUCACCUACCCCCCCAACAUGGUGGCUGCUCCUUUGGCUGAAGAGGAACAUGUGUCCUCAGCCACCUCGAUCACUGAGUGUGACAAGCUUUCUUCCUUUGCCACCUCAGUGGCUGAGGACCAGUCUGUGGCUUCACUUACAGCUCCCCAAACAGAGGAGACAGGCAAGAGCUCCCUCCUGCUUGACACAGUCACAAGCAUCCCCUCCUCCCGCACUGAAGCCACUCAGGGCUUGGACUAUGUGCCAUCAGCUGGUACCAUCUCACCCACCUCCUCACUGGAAGAAGACAAGGGCUUCAAAUCACCACCCUGUGAGGAUAUCUCUGUGACCGGGGAGCCAGAGAAGAAAGGAGAGACUGCAGGGAGAGGCUUACCUGGGGAGAGAGCCAUAGGAGAGGAAGAAAUGGCAAAUGUAGAGAUGUCUGAUAAACUUUGCAGUCAAUAUGGAAUCCCAACAUUUGGUGCCCCUGGGCAUGUCCUACAUCCUGGGGAACCAGCUCUUGGAGAAGCAGAGGAGCGGUGCCUCAGCCCAGAUGACAGUACAGUGAAGAUGGCCUCUCCUCCGCCAUCUGGUCCUCCCAGUGCCACCCAUACACCCUUUCAUCAGUCCCCAGUAGAAGAAAAGUCUGAGCCCCAAGACUUUCAGGAUGUGGGCUCCUGGAGAGACACUAAGCGCACACCAGGUGUGGGCAAAGAAGAUGCUGCAAAGAAGACAGUCAAGCCAGGACCUGAAGAGAGCACAGUAGAGGAGGGGAGGGUACCUUCUCCCAAGAGCCCUCAGGCCCAGGAAGCCCCCAUCAGCAUUGGAGAGGGACAUACAGGCUGUACCAUUCAACUGUUGCCAGAACAGAACAAAGCAAUAGUCUUUGAGACUGUGGACACAGGAGAGCCCACAGGCCCAAUUCUAGAAGCAGAAGCCCUUUCUAGAGGUUUGAGAACAUCACCCCAAGAACCUGGAGAGUCUCAGAAAGAUGAGGUUCUCCAAUUUCCUGACCGAAGUCUCUCCCCUGAAGAAGCAGAGUCCUUUUCUGUCCUCAGUGUGGUCUCUCCAGAUACUGCCAACCAACAGCCCACUCCCAAGUCUCCUUGUGGCCUGAAAGAGCAGUACAAAGACCUUUGGCCAGAGGUGUCUCCAGAAGAUACUCAGUCACUUUCUCUCUCAGAAGAGAGUCCCAGCAAGGAGACUUCUUUGGAUAUCUCUUCUAAGCAGCUCUCUCCAGAAAGCCUUGGCACUCUCCAGUUUGGAGAACUAAACCUUGGAAAGGAAGAAAAGGGGCCACUGAUGCAGGCUGAGGAUACCUCUUACCACCUAGCUCCUGUAUCUGUUCCAGAGCCUCAUGCAACCAUGGUAUCACCUCCCUUGUGUGGGACUGGAUACUCUGCACAGGCAGACUUCACAGAUGAGAGCCUUGACAGAAAAUUACCUGCCAGCUCCUUCUCUGACUCUCCACUGUCAGGAGAUGGGAAGCACUCACCUGGGGCAAUCACAAGCCCUGGUGAACACAUUCUGACACCUGAUAGCUCCUUUACCAAGAGUCCCGAGUCUUUGCCAAGCCCUGCCAUGGAGGACAUUGCUAUGGAGUGGGAAGGUAAAGUUCCAGGGUUGAAAGAUAGAACCCCGGAGCAGGACAAGGAGCCUGAACCAAAGGAUGAAGUCCUUCAGCAGAAGGACAAAACUCUGGAGCAGGAUGUUGCAGAGCAGGAUACAGCCAUUCAUAAGAAAGAUGAGGCACUAGAAGAAAACAAGAUCGUGAAACAGCAGGAUGAGGCUUUCCAACAAAAAGGCAGAGACUUAGACCAAAAGGAUGCAGUGUCAGAACAGAAGGACAAGACCUUGGAACAAAAAGACAAAGAUUUAGAACAAAAAGACAAGGGCCUGGAACAGGACAAGAUCCUAGAAGAGAGAAAUAAAGCCUUAGAACAAAGGGACACCACCCUGGAACAGAAGGACAAGGCCCUGGGACUAAAACAGGAAGAGUUAGAACAAAAAGAUAAGAUCCUGGGACAGAAGGAUAUGAUCCCAGAGAAGAAAGACAAAACCUUAAAAGUCCAAGACUUUGAACAUAAAGGCAAGUCUCCAGAGGAAGAUGUCCUUGAACUUAAGGGCAAAGACCUGGAACAGACAGACAAAGUUCCCGAACAGAAAGACAAACCCCAAGAACAGAAGGAUAAGGGUUCAGAAAAGAAGGACCAGGUCUCAGAACAAAAAUUCUGGGCCUUAGGACAGAAGGAUGAAACCCUGGAACAAAACAGUGAGGCUGCUGAACAGAAAGGUAAGGCUCUGGAAGAGAAGGACAAAACUCAGAGACAGGAGAGCAUAAUACAGGAAGAUAAAGCCAUAAAACCAAAGGAGAAGAUCCAGGAGGAAAAAUCCCAAGAAAAGGUCAAGGCUGUGGAACAGAAGGAAGAAGCUCCUCAGGAGAAGACCAAAGUUCUGGGACUAGAAGAGAGCCCCAUGUGGGAGGGCAAGGCCAGAGAGCAGGAAGAGAAGUACUGGAAGGAACAGGAUGCAGUCCAGGAGUGGCAAGAAACAUCUCCAGCCAGAGGGAAGCCAGUUGGAGAACAGAAAGAGCCUGCUCCAUGGGAGGACACAGCUCCUGAGCAGGAGAACAGGUACUGGAGGGGCAGAGAGGAUGUGGCCCUGGAACAGGACCCAUACUGGAGGGAGCUAAGCUGUGAACGGAAGGUCUGGUUUCCCCAUGAGCUGGAUGGCCAAGGGGCCCGCCCACGGUACAACGAGGAGCGGGAGAGCACUUUCCUCGAUGAGGGGCUAGAUAAUGAACAAGAAGUACCCCCGGCAGAGCACACACUCCGCAGCCCGUGGGCCUCAGAUUUCAAGGAUUUCAAGGAGACCUUACCACAGAAGGGGCUGGAAGUGGAGCACUGGCUUGCUGAGUCACCAGUUGGGCUGCCACCAGAGGAAGAGGACAAGCUGACUCGUUCUCCUUUUGAGAUCAUCUCCCCUCCAGCCUCCCCACCUGAGAUGGUUGGACAGAGGGUUCCUUCAUCCCCAAGACAGGAGAGCCCUAUCCCAAAGCCUAAGCCCAUGCUGCCCAUGAGGAAUGAACCUACCACCCCCUCAUGGCUGGCUGAAAUCCCACCAUGGGUGCCCAAGGACACCUUGCCCCCUGCACCCCUCUCCCCAGCUCCAGCUCCCCCAACAACUGCCCCAGAACCCCACACUCCUUCACCCUUCUCCUGGGGCACAACUGACUACGACAGUGUGGUGGCUGCAGUACAGGAGGGAGCAGCUGAGUUGGAAGGUGGGCCAUACUCCCCGCUGGGGAAGGACUACCGCAAAGCUGAAGGGGAAAGGAAAGAAGAAUGUGGAGCUGGAGCUCCUGAUGGCAGCCCCCAAAGCUCAAAGGUCCCAGAGGCCAGCGAGAGCCAUGUCUCCAGGGAUGCUGAGCAGGCUGAGCCAGAGCAGAGGGAGCCCACACCCUAUCCUGAUGAGAGAAGCUUUCAAUAUGCAGACAUUUAUGAGCAGAUGAUGCUUACUGGACUUGGCCCUGCAUGCCCCACUAGGGAUCCUACACUUGGAGCAGCUGCAGAUUGGCCCCCACACCUCUCAACCAAGGAGGAGGCUGCUGGCCGAAACACAUCUGCAGAGAAGGAGCUUUCAUCUCCUGUUUCUCCCAAGAGCCUCCAAUCUGACAGUGCAACCUUUAGCUAUGCAGCCCUGGCAGGACCCUCUCUACCCCCCAGGCAGGAGCCUGAGCCAGGGCUAGGUGUGGAGCCUAGCCUCACCCCCCCUGCCGUUCCCCCCCGAGCACCUAUCUGCCUGAGCAAAGGUUCAAGCUCCUCUCUUAAUGGUAACAUCCUGAGCUGCAGCCCAGAAAGGAGGACCCCAUCCCCCAAGGAAUCAGGCCGGGGUCACUGGGAUGACAGCACUAGUGACUCGGAACUGGAGAAAGGGGCUCUGGAGCAGCCAGAGAAAGAGGCCCAGUCUCCAAGUCCCCCUCACCCCAUCCCUAGGGGUCCUCCCACAUUGUGGCCUGAAACUGAGGCACAUACCAGCCCUUACUCGGACUCACACCUGGGGCCAGCCCGACCCAGCCUGGACUUUCCUGCUUCAGCCUUUGGCUUCUCCUCGUUGCAGCCAGCUCCCCCACAGCUGCCCUCUCCAGCUGAACCUCGAUCAGCACCCUGUGGCUCCCUUGCCUUCUCCGGAGAUCGAGCUCUGGCUCUGGCUCCAGGACCUCCAUCCCGAGCCCGACAUGAUGAGUAUCUGGAAGUGAUCAAGGCCCCCAGCCUAGACUCCUCGCUUCCCCAGCUCCCAUCACCUAGCUCUCCUGGGGCCCCUCUUCUCUCCAAUCUGCCACGACCUGCCUCACCAGCCCUGUCCGAAGGCUCCUCCUCUGAGGCUACCACACCUGUGAUUUCAAGCGUGGCUGAGCGCUUUCCUCUAGGCCUUGAGGCUGCAGAGAAAGGGUCUGAGGAGCUGGACCCAGAAAUGGAACCAGCUGCUCACAGCCUCUGGGACCUCCCUCCUCUAAGCCCAGCAGUCCCACCUUCAGUGGACUUGGCCUUAGCUCCGGCUCCAAGCCUGCCUGGAGACAUGGGUAAUGGCACUCUCCCCUGCCACCUAGAGUGCUCAGGGGAAGCCACUAAAAAGCCAAGCUCCUUCCAGGGUUCCUCUGGGGAUUGUGCGGCCAAUGGCCCAACUGAAGCCAGCCCCAACCUCCCAGUCCCUGCCCCAGCCAAGGCUGAAAAAGAAGAGGCUGAGGCCUGUCCUGCCUGGGAACGUGGAGCCUGGCCUGAGGGUGCUGAGAGGAGCUCCCACCCUGACACACUGCUCUCCCCUGAGCAGCUACCUUGUCCUGGAGAGGGCUCUGGUGGCCCAUCCAGCAAUAUCUCUCCUGAGGUUGAGGCUGGACCCCAGGGAUGUGCUGCCGAGCCCCGGUCCCACCAUGGGGAGCUCUCCCCGUCCUUCCUGAACCCACUUCUGCCCUUGUCUACGGAUGACAGUGACUUCUCAAUUGAGGAAGCUCGGUUGUUAGGAAGAGGGGGGUGGCGCCGGGCAGGGGGGCUAGGGAACACAGGGGGCCCAUGCCCUGUGGCUGAUGAAACACCCCCCACAUCAGCCAGUGACUCAGGCUCCUCACAGUCAGAUUCUGAUGUCCCACCAGAAACUGAGGAAUGUCCAUCCAUCACAGCUGAGGCAGCCCUCGACUCAGAUGAAGAUGGGGACUUCCUGCCCGUGGACAAAGCUGGGGGGGUCACUGGAACUCACCAUCCCAGGCCAGGCCAUGACCCACCUCCUAUGCCCCAGCCAGACCCUCACCCAUCUCCUCCCCGCCCUGAUGUGUGCAUGGCAGACCCUGAGGGACUCAGCUCAGAGUCUGGGAGGGUAGAGAGGCUACGAGAAAAGGAGAAAGUGCAGGGGAGAGUAGGGCACAGGCCCCCAGGCAGGACCAAGCCAGCAUCCCCUGCACGGCGUCUGGAUCUUCGGGGAAAACGCUCACCCACUCCCGGAAAAGGGCCUGCAGAUCGAGCAUCUCGAGCCCUACCUCGACUGCGAAGCGCUGCAAGCCAGGUCACCCCAGCAGAGGAAAAGGAUGGGCAUAGCCCCAUGUCCAAAGGCCUAGUCAACGGACUCAAGGCAGGACCAAUGGCCUUGGGUUCCAAGGGCAGCACUGGCCCCCCUGUAUAUGUGGAUCUCGCCUAUAUCCCGAAUCAUUGCAGUGGCAAGACUGCUGACCUAGACUUCUUCCGUCGAGUGCGUGCAUCCUACUAUGUGGUCAGUGGGAAUGACCCUGCCAAUGGCGAGCCAAGCCGGGCUGUGCUGGAUGCCCUGCUGGAGGGCAAGGCCCAGUGGGGGGAGAAUCUUCAGGUGACUCUGAUCCCCACUCAUGACACAGAGGUGACUCGUGAGUGGUACCAGCAGACUCAUGAGCAGCAGCAGCAACUGAACGUCCUAGUCCUGGCAAGCAGCAGCACCGUGGUCAUGCAGGAUGAGUCCUUCCCAGCCUGCAAGAUUGAGUUCUGAAAGAAUCGCCUCCCUUUCCCAAGGAUCCACUCCCCCAGCUCCUUUAGAGAAUGGCUAAUACUGAGUCCUCUGGGGUUGUGGGAGAUGGGAGCAGGAGGGGAGGCAGAUGUCUUAUGGGGUCUUGGGGUGGGCUAAAUGGGAGGGGUUGUCCUUCCCCCUCAUCCAUUCUUGAGAGGAGUCUCAAAACCAAAGGUAACAGAAAUAUGAUAGGGAGAGGGUACAAAUUAGGAUAGAGGUCAUCUGAGAACCCUGGAGUGAUACCUUCUCGUACUGUCAAAUCCUAGUAUUGGGUUGGGAGUGAGAAUGGGCCUUAGAGAACAACUUCCUCCCUCAUGCAGGGAGAUCAUUAUCUCCAACCCCAGGGACCUGUUUAUCUCAAUCUAUUCAUUUAGCACCCCAGGAAGGAUUUCAAAUCGAAAUUUAUGUGACCUAGAGGCAGGACACUGUCAGUGAGGUGCCCAGAGCUGCACCCUUUUCUCCAUCUCAUGCCCUCACCCUCCAGGUGCCCGGGGGGUGUACCACUGCUACACUGUCCUACUGCUUCCCUCAGUAUCUGGAUGUCUCAAUCCAAAACAUGAAGUCUUAGACCAUUAGACUGCUGAGAGGAGAAAGGAGCUUAUCUCCCAGCCCCUGCUUUAUACCAUUCAUAUCCCAGGGCUACAUCUGGACCAGGCCUACUGGGCAGCACAAAAGGGCAAGGAGAGCCCAGCCCCAAUCCCAGAAUUCUUCAAAACUCCCUGACCCUUUGAAGUUUUUACUCACCCCAUUCUAAUUAUCUGGAUCCCUUCUCAUCCCCUGCUUGGCUUCUCUGCAUGUGGUCAUCUGCUGUGGCCUGGUGUGUAAUGGGUUAAAAAUAAGCCACUGCUUGACAUGACAUCCGAACAUUUGACACCCCAGCAAUGUGUGACUCCUGCAACAUUCCACUCUACCACCCUGCAGCUAAUAUGGGAACGCUGGCUGCCUCUCCAAAGCCAAACUCUUGGACAUAGGAUCUGGAGGGUGGAGGCCAGGCCAGAGGACUUGGGGAAAAUGAGAGGGAGGAAGGAAAAAAGGAGAAGAAGCUGAGCUAUAGCUUAAUUACUACAAGGUGAAAUGAAAAUGGGCUGAAAAUACCAUCGUAAAAGAGGACCUCACCCCAAGCAAGCCAGUGAGCAGCCCUGCCAGACUACUGCUGGACUGAGAAACCCAGAUGCCGAUAGCCAUGCGGGCUCAUCUUCUCUGCCAAACAACUGGGAAACCAAAAUGAGCCCACUUUGUGUUGUUCCUAGCUCCCACCCUCCCCUUGCUGCUGUGCUCUGCUCCUCCCCACACUUCCCUGCUGUAGUUCCCAGCUGCUAUAAUGGAGCUGCCUCCAACUCUAACAAUAAAUCAAGUUCAUUGCAGAUGGUGUA